Molecule: messenger RNA, 3166 nt
Organism: Bactrocera dorsalis (oriental fruit fly)
Lineage: Eukaryota; Metazoa; Arthropoda; Insecta; Diptera; Tephritidae
Gene: blow
Exons: 4
Coding region: 774-2951 (725 amino acids)
Source: RefSeq, a predicted model, not a curated record
GACUCGAAACGGUACGGAGGUACGCAUGCGCGACGCUCAUGAGGCACACGGUCAAUUGAACUGCGGCGAAUUGAAUGUGUAAUAAAUAGUAUGUGCAUUAAAAUUAAAUAAAAAAUUUAAAUACAACAAAAAAGCAAUGCUAUCCAGUUCCUCGAAAAGCAAGCCAAAUCAGUUGCGCAGCUGAAAAUGGUGUGAACCACUUAAAAAAAUAUAUGAAUAAAAAUAAAAUAAAUAAAAAUAUAAAUAUAAAUAAAGUGAGAUAAACGCUAAAGAAAGAGUGCAAAACAAUCAAACCCAUAAACAAAAAAUAAAUACAUACGAAAAUUAUAUAAAAUAAUAAAUAAAAAAUCUAGCGUCGCUCCAGCUGUGCGAAUCGUGAUCACAGUCACCGCUGAUCGUUGAUAUACUUUUAACACCAAAUCGCUAAUACAUUUCAUUAACAGCACCAAAAGCGUUUUCAAAAACAUAUAAAAAAAUUUUUGAAACAACAAAUCCACAAAAAAAUUAUGUAAAAAGUGUGUUGCAUAGCAAAAUAAAAUAUCAAUAAACAACACAAACAAUAAUUAAUAUUAAAUAAAAACACAAAUAAAAAAUAAGACGAGAAAACAAAAAAUUGAAAAGUGAUUUAAACACAGCCACUCCUCACCUCCCACAGAGCAGGGCGAUCUAUGGCUUUAUUACUACGUGCAUAAAGUGAAAAGUGUACUAAAAAUAUACUAAAACCAAAUCAGCACAAAUACAGGCGUAGCAGGCGAGCGCGUACACACCCGAAAAUGGCUCGGAAAGAGCAACCGGCCGCUAAUGAUAUCGAGCAAUUUCUACGAGAUGUACGCGAACAUUUCCGUGCCUCACUCGAGACAUCUGAAUAUGAGAAUACCUCGAAUAUGUUUCAUGUGACCGAGGCAGAUGCAACGCUCAAACUCUUGAUACGCUGUGAGAUGCUCCUAGCAAACUGCGCGCUGAAAGAUGCCAACGCAACAACGCUCAAUAACAAUAAGUCCAUUAUUGUCAAUGGCAAAAUGGAGUCAAACGAAGUUUAUGAUGGAAUCAAUGGAGCUAAUAGGGUCAAUGACCCGUCAAUGCAAGUGCACACAAGACACACAACUGCGAGCAGCCAAGGCAAUAAUGCAACAAAGAACAUUACGAAGCAGACAGAGCGAUCGCAUGAAGACGCCUCCUACUUGGAUAUGAGCGGAGGCGGUGGCGGUGGCGGCAGAACGAGUGGCAAAAAAUCAAACAGUUGGUAUGAUGAGUGGAAUAGUGACAUGAAAAGCGAUAAAACGUUUCGUUGUUCGGGGCGUCUUGGCAACAAAACCAACAGUAAAGCGUACAGUGAUGAGGAUGUUGACGUAGAUGAGGAGGAUAGCGAUGCGAAUGAAGAUGAUAACAUUUCUCAAAAUUACGAUAUAUGCCAAGUUUCCAGCCAUGGCAGAGACGAAAUGCAAAAGGCAAUAACACCAGAGCUCGAACCCAUGCAGGCCAUCGAUUGUCCAUAUAUGGAUUUGCCAGCCGGACAUCUUUCCAUUCAGCACGCCACCAAAUUUGGACAGUUGCAGCGCGUCGAGAAACGUCUGUUCUUCGAUCAGUGUAAAAAAUACUACUGCGGUGUGCUUGACGAUUGGCUGCUGUGCUAUGCCGACGGACCCACGUCAGCACAUCCAACGAUAACAUUGUAUUUAAAGCACAACGGCGUCGAAAUCGAACACUAUGGCGAGGGCAAGCGACGUGAAGUGUGUUUUCAAAUUACAACAGCCGAUCCCAAUAAGAAAUUUCUCUUCCAAGCCAAUAGUGAGGUGGAUGCCAAAGAAUGGAUUAUCGCCGUCGAAGCGGCCAUACGUGGAGACACAUCGCCGGCCAGUUUGAUAAGGAAUACAAGAAAACUGCCAACACCGCCUAUGGCCAAGAAAAUGACAUUCAUGAGUCACAUAAACAAUGCGCCAACGCACGACUGCAUUUACGAAGAACCCUCACCGCUCUUUCAAACUGAAAAAACCUCGAACAAGCCUAAACCUAAUUUACCAACCAAGAAGGAUGCAACAGCCACAGUUGAUUUGAUCAAUGAACUGGAAUACGACAUACCCAAAUAUCCACCGCAACCUGUUAAAUCGGCCGACACAAGUCAAUCGGAGUUGGAAACCGCCGAACUAUUGAAUUUAAACGAAAACAGCGUACUCAAUACCGAGAAACUCGAAUUCCAAUCGAUUGUCAAGGAUGUGCAUAGCAAGUUGUCUAGUCAGCUGUCCGGCGGUCCAACGCCGGAACGCUUAAAAAAGGCGCUUAUAAAAACUUACUCCGGCAGCAGUGCCAGCGAUGUGGAAGCUUUGGCGUUAACACCAACCUCACCGAACACAGUGAAGGAGAACAAGAAACAACGUAAAUCCACAACACCAAAUGUCAGUCCACAGAAGAGUAACAACAGCGUGCAUGGCAGUCCGAGCAACAACAACAACAGCAGCAACAACACUGUUAGUGUUAACGAUCGUGUGGGUGUGAAAUGCUUUGAUAAAUGGUUUUUCAAUCGCAUGAACAAGACAACAUCUUCGGGUCGCAGCACAAGCUCAUCGAAUUCAGCGCCAUCCUCGCCGGCCAAGUGUAAACAAAGUGAAAAGGAAAAUCUACUACAAAGUCUCGAUUCGCAUGAUGCUGUCGAUGGUGGUGGUGGUGGUGGUGUCAAUGAUGGCUUACACACUAAUAGCAGUAAUCCCUCAUCGCCGAUACUGAAGAACACCUUUUCGAGUUGCAGCGCCGGUGUCGACACCAGCAUGAAGAGCAAAGUCGAUCUGAUAAUCAAAGAAUUUGAGACGAGCGCACACAUGGGCAUGCUCACAAUGGAGACGUUGGCGGGCAGUGCUGUGGCCUCACUGAGUUCCUUCUGCGACAAAGAUUGUAAUAAUUACGAGCCCAUAAUGACUGUGACAACGCCACCGAGCAGUUUCUUAAAGAAAAUAUAGCACAGCGUUGCCAGUAUUAAAUCGGAAAAAUCGUUACCGUGUAAGAGCCGCGCUAGUUGGUGCAUCGUGUGAUAGGCACUCAAAUAAUUAUUGACUCUCUUUUGAUAAUAUUUAGUUGUGUAAGCGCUCUUGUAAAAGUUUCAAGCGUAAAAGUAUUCAUUAUUUUAUUAAAGAACUGUUUGGAAUAAAUCAUUUUUGUUAGUAUUAAUAUAAAA